Messenger RNA from Cetraspora pellucida, 167 nucleotides. The record is from the annotation of a GenBank genome assembly. Lineage: Eukaryota; Fungi; Glomeromycota; Glomeromycetes; Diversisporales; Gigasporaceae.
UGAUAGAGAACGAAGACAAGGCUCCUAUAAUCGAAGACCUACCCGAGACAAUCGAUGUAAUUAUUCUCGAUCCAGAAACAAAUCCUAGCAACCUUAUACCCCAAAUGGUGUGUUUUAUUGAGACCUGUAUUCCUUAUAAAGAAUACACCCUAACUUCUGAAACAGCU